Messenger RNA from Puntigrus tetrazona (Sumatra barb), 2676 nucleotides. It is a transcript of the gene luc7l, whose product is annotated as LUC7-like (S. cerevisiae). The transcript is spliced from 11 exons. The record is from RefSeq and is a predicted model, not a curated record. Lineage: Eukaryota; Metazoa; Chordata; Actinopteri; Cypriniformes; Cyprinidae. Gene Ontology annotation, molecular function: mRNA binding. Gene Ontology annotation, biological process: mRNA splice site recognition. The coding region runs from base 1045 to 2091 and encodes 348 amino acids. Gene Ontology annotation, cellular component: U2-type prespliceosome; U1 snRNP.
GGCUCAGAUGAGAGCUUUGCUGGAUCAGCUAAUGGGAACGUCGAGGGAUGGUUCAGUGUAUGUUUGCCAGCCUACAUCUGCAAGGGAGUUGCAGAAAAGCCUCAUGUUCAUCGAGCCGUUUGGGCAAGAAAAGCUUUUCCCUUUAAACUUUUAGAGGCUGGGACCGCAGGAGGGGUUCUGAAUGGGAGAGACCUCGCAGUGUGUAUCUAUUAACCUUUCACUUUAGUUUUCAUUGUCUUAAUUCAACCUGGUCAGCUUUGGUUUAAUAUGCACGUUAGAUAAUGCAGCUUUUUCUGUACGCACUCACAAGGGAUAGUGCUAUCACUGAGUACAAGAUGGUUCUCUGAAACAUGACAUCCCUUUCUGAUCUGCUAUCCCAUACACCUUUGCACUCAAUUGGCAGUUAUAAAACCAUAGAUGCAUCAUGCUAAACAGGUCUGGGUGAUUUAUGUAUUUUUUUCUGGCUUGAUAAUGUUUCGCAAUAUCAGUGGCGUAGUUUCGAUGCUUAGCGUUUCUGAUUUAAACUUCAUUUGCACAUGUUAACGUUCGUGUAUUGAUUUUGUUUGCUAUAUUGGUGCAUUUUAAAUUAUCAUUUUUAAAGAUUAAACACUAGGUAACUCUUAAAGAGGCAGAAAAAUAUAAAUUAUAUAUAACCUUUUGGCCAUAUCACCCAGUCCUAAGACAUCAGUCCAUUUAUGUAGUGCCUGCACAGAAUAAAUGACUAAUAAUAACAGACUGCUAGCCUCAUGGUUUGGUCCUCUUUAUUUUUAGACAUUCAGCCAGUUAAAGAAAGCGGCCUUGGGUCAGUGGAAGUUAAAUAUCUCCAGUCUACAUGAACAAAAAGCCUUGACUUUUCCUAUGUCACACAGUUUAUAUCUGACACUGUCAAACACACGCUCAGGUAUAUGAUUUCACCACAGCGACAGGCAGGUGUAUGACCCUCGGCCACAAAGUUAGCAGUGUGUAGCGGACGCAGUGUGCGUGUGUGUGUGUGAGAGAGAUAGAGACGUGUGCGAGUGUGUGUGGUCUCAUUCAAUAUCUGUUAUGUGCUGUGUCCUUACAGGAGAUGAGUCGAGACAGCGGGUUAAAUUCACAGACGAGCGCGUCUGCAAAUCGCACCUGCUCAACUGCUGCCCUCAUGACAUCCUCUCUGGAACGCGCAUGGACCUUGGCGAAUGCUCUAAGAUCCAUGACUUGGCGCUGAGAGCAGACUAUGAGAUCGCGUCUAAAGAGAGAGACCUGUUUUUCGAACUAGAUGCGGUGGAUCACUUGGAGUCGUUUAUUGCCGACUGUGACCGCAGGACUGAGUUGGCCAAAAAGCGCCUCGCCGAGACGCAGGAAGAAAUCAGCGCUGAGGUGGCCGCAAAGGCAGAAAAGGUUCACGAGUUGAAUGAGGAGAUUGGGAAGCUGCUGGCAAAGGCUGAACAGCUCGGCGCGGAGGGAAAUGUGGAUGAAGCCCAGACCGUUCUACAGGAGGUUGAGAAAGUCCGAACUAAGAAGAAGGAUGCAGAGGAAGAGUACAGGAACUCUAUGCCCGCCUCCAGUUUCCAGCAGCAGAAGCUGCGCGUCUGUGAGGUGUGCUCCGCCUAUCUUGGUCUCCAUGACAACGACCGGCGUCUCGCUGAUCAUUUUGGCGGCAAACUGCACCUGGGCUUCAUCCAGAUCAGAGAGAAGCUGGAACAGCUGAAGAAAACUGUGCAGGACAAACAGGAGAGACGGAACCAGGAGCGACUGAGGAGGAGGGAAGAGCGGGAGAGAGAGGAGAGGAUGAAGAAACGGACUAAGUCACGCAGCCGAGAACGCAAGAGGUCUCGUUCUCGCGAGCGCGAUCGAGAGCGCAGGCGCCGACGUUCCCGCUCCGCGUCGCGAGAGAAGCGCCGCUCUCGCUCCAAAGAGCGCGACAGACGCCGGCGGCACCGAUCUCGCUCCAGAUCCCGCUCGCGCCACAGCCGAGAACACUCACACAAGUCUUCACGGGACCGUGAUCGUGAGAGGGAAAGCAAGCGCAGCUCGUCCGAGCGGAGAGCGGAUGGCCUGAACGGGAGGACGGAGUCUCGUCGUCACGACGACAGAGAGGCCGGAGAGAUCUGAAUCAUCUCACUCUACCAUAACAAACACGGCGCGCUCUCAUACAUUUACCCACUUUUUUUAUUUAUCAUGUUCGCUUCGUCCGUAGUAAACUACCCACGCCCCGUUUCAUUACAGUCUUUGUAGUCUUCUCAGUCCAGUGAGACUUAAACCUGUCGGAUUCACUGUCAAAUGUUGAAACAACUGUGUGUGGAGGUUUUUUUCCGUUUUGUUUCUUUUCUCUAAAGUAUGUACUGCCACCAUUUUCUUUCUUCUUUUUUUUGGGCCCCUUCAUGAUGUCUGUUAUAUUUGAGGAUUGGGAUUUUAUUUUGUACUGUUUGUCCUGAGUGGAUGUGUGCAUGUUUUGCCGAAGGCUGUUCUGAGGUCAGUUUAAACACCCUUUCUUUAAAUAUAGCUGCAGUGUUCCCCCAUAGAGACAGAGAGCGACUCUCUUUGUGUCCGUAGCAGAGGCGUAGGAGUUUAUAAAAUCUAAAUGAGUGAAUCCGUCAUGGCAUAUUUCAGAUUUACUAUGUACAUGAUCUUUUAUAAGGCAGUUUUGAUUUCAUGUUGUCCUUAUCAAAGUGCAUUAAAUGGUUUUAUGACUUUAAA